AUGUUGGAAAACCACGGCACUACUGGGGUGUUUCGGGAUACUAAUCCCUUACUGAGGGCACCUGACCAUGACGUGAUUAGUUCCAGUCUUGCCUUUUUCUCCGAGCGUCGAAUCCAGUCCUUAUCACAACAAUUAGGGAAUGACCGGCUCAACCAGCUAGUGGAAACUAUCGAAUCAAUCAUCCGAUCUCGCCUUCUCGCUCAGGGCCCAUCGUCAUCGCCCAUCUCAUUUAAAUAUCCGUCUGAUAUCGAGCAAGUUUCGCUAGACAAGAUCAGGCUAUAUACUGACUCUUACUUCAACCAACUGCACCCAACGUAUCCGUUUCUGGAUCGUCAUGCUUUCGAGGAUAAGGUAUUUGGGCCCAAUCUCUACGAGGAUCUGUGUGCCAACUCUGCGUUCUCGGCUUUGUAUCACGCUAUUUUGGCGCUAGGAUGCCAGUACCAUGAAGGUGGGGCGUUUGAUCCUGGAAAUGGAAAGGCGUGGAAAUUAUUCCAGGUGUCUUUGGGUCUUGUGUCGGAUAUACUGAUGCCGCGAGGAACCUUGAUGGGCCUUCAGGCUCUAAUAGCCAUGUCAAUAUUCGCUAUGACGACCUGUUGUCUUCAAAUCGAUGAGGUCUUACUCAUGGAAGCCACGCGAAUGGCCCAAGGUCUCGGUUACCACAGAGCACUGGCCACCGGGGACCAACGACACAAAGAUACCUGUCACAGAACCUUCUGGGUUCUAUACUACAUGGAAAAGCAAAUGUCUUUCCACGGCAACAAAAGCUCAAUGAUCUCGGACUAUGACAUCGGUUGUCCAAUUCCUGACGUCCCGGAAUCCGUCUUCGGGGAAUAUAACUGGUUUCUGUCGGCCAUCAAGUUUGGUAGAAUUCUCUCGCAAGCAUACGCAUGUGUCUUUUCGGUCAGCGCCGCCUUUCAAACAACGGAGGCACAUCAUACCGCGAUUGAUGAGAUUGAGGCCCAGUUAGAAAAGUGGCGAAUAGCAGUUCCCGUGGGUUUUCGACCUGGCAUGCCGCUUCUUGACCCAAACUGCCUGUCUUCCUUCUUCCCACAGCCGAGCUUCAAAAUGAUCGUUCUGCAUACCAACUUCUCCUACUACGCUUUGACCAUCGCCCUAUCGAGGCUUAAUGUGAGCGUCAGCAGACAAACGCAAUCACUACGACAGGAAAAGAGCAGACGAUUACUCAUGUAUACCGCAAGGGCGAUCGUAGAAGGGAGUAAGAAUGUUGACAUAGCUGCCUACACGCCAAAUUUCAUUUUGGCCGUUUUACCCCUCGCUGCUUUAUUCAUCCUAUUUGACUUCGUGGUCCACAAUCCAACACAUCCGGAGACGCGGAAUAACCUUGCACUAUUGGAUGUAGCGGCCGGUCACUUCAGUCUCUUAGAUUACAAGUCUGGGGGGUUCUUGCCCGGGUCAAUUCUCACCGAAUUCGCACAUAUCGCACGGCAAUUUGUCAAAGACUUUGACAUCAAUCAAUUACGGCCACCACAGCAUGAACCCACUGAAAUGGGCUCGUCCAUUACUGGAUUCAUAUCGGUUGACACCGAGGUAAACCACCGUCUUGAAUAUUUCAAUUCCGCUUGUCCCGUGCUUAACUUUGUUCAGAUUUCCAUGCAGCCGAAUGAAACGAAUAGUAACGAUAAUAAUAACCCCGGGUUACAAGAUAACAUGACACAGUCGUGGUCACCGAGGGACUUUCUAAACUACCCCAUCACGCCAGAGACGACCUUGCAUGGUGUGUCUGACAACCCGAGGAUGACCCAAUAUAAUAUCCAAACGUUGUUUGGUUUUAUGGUGCCUGAAUUGGGACAUGAUCAGUAG
This is a messenger RNA of Penicillium crustosum, 1821 nucleotides long. RefSeq names its product fungal specific transcription factor domain-containing protein. Gene Ontology annotation, molecular function: DNA binding; zinc ion binding. The coding region runs from base 1 to 1821 and encodes 606 amino acids. Gene Ontology annotation, biological process: DNA-templated transcription. The record is from RefSeq and is a predicted model, not a curated record. NCBI's taxonomy places the organism in Eukaryota, Fungi, Ascomycota, Eurotiomycetes, Eurotiales, Aspergillaceae. The transcript is spliced from 8 exons.